Nothobranchius furzeri (turquoise killifish) is the source of this 3896-nucleotide messenger RNA. RefSeq names its product nardilysin a (N-arginine dibasic convertase) (gene nrd1a). Gene Ontology annotation, biological process: proteolysis. Gene Ontology annotation, molecular function: metalloendopeptidase activity; metal ion binding. NCBI's taxonomy places the organism in Eukaryota, Metazoa, Chordata, Actinopteri, Cyprinodontiformes, Nothobranchiidae. The record is from RefSeq and is a predicted model, not a curated record.
AGGCCGGCUGGACGUUUUCAAUCAAACAACUAUAAUAACAAACAGAUGGGGAGCAGCGGCAGAUGGUAAUCUAGUGUAUUACAAUGGAUUCAACGGGGCACACGUAGGAUCGAAUAAAUCACGCCCCUUGUCAAAAUUAACCAAUCGGACGUCGCUAUGAAUCGACGUCCAACCACGUGAGCCAAUCACAGCGCUUCUUGUUGGGUGGGCAUUUGCCGAGGCCCUUUAGCUAACAGCAGAGGAAGCAGGCCUUCAUCAUUGCCCUGUUCAGACUGACAUGGUGUGUUGCCGUGCUCAGCACUAAAUUACCAUUGACAGCAGGCCGCCCUGUUGUUUAUAGCCGAGCUUUGCUGUCAGCCCGCAUCGCCAAAGACUCGUCGCCUCUUUUGAGAAUGCCGCAAACCAACAAAUCAAGAAACACUCCGGUCCAGUCGGGGGCCUCCGCUGAAGAGCCGGCGCUCCGGGAAGAGAACCCUACUGCAGAAGAUGCUGGAGGAGGAGGAGAGGACAACGUUGGGGACAGCGAGAUCAUUAAGUCACCCAGUGAUCCUAAACAAUACAGGUUCCUCGUUUUGGACAACGGCCUGCGAGCUCUGCUUAUCUCCGACUACAGCGGGCCAUUGGCAUCAGAUGAUGAAGACCCAGAUGAAGAAGAGGACUUAGAAGAAGAAGAGGAAGAAGAGGAAGAGGAUGAUGGUGAAUCGGGAGAUGACUCGGGGGAUGAGGACGAUGAAGAUGAGGAUGGGAAAAAGAAGAAAGGAAAUGCAGAGAAACAGUCUGCAGCAGCUCUGUGUGUCGGUGUGGGCAGCUUCAGCGACCCCAGUGAUCUCCCCGGCCUUGCUCACUUUCUGGAACACAUGGUGUUCAUGGGCAGCGAGAAGUACCCGUCAGAGAAUGGCUUUGAUGCUUUCCUCAAGAAGCACGGUGGGAGCGACAACGCCUCCACAGACUGCGAGAGGACCAUCUUCCAGUUUGACGUCCAGAGAAAGAGCUUCAAAGAAGCUCUUGACCGGUGGGCUCAGUUCUUUAUCUGCCCUCUGAUGAUCCGAGACGCCAUCGACAGGGAGGUGGAGGCCGUCGACAGCGAGUACCAGCUGGCUAAGCCGUCCGACUCCCACAGGAAGGAGAUGCUGUUUGGCAGUCUGGCCAAACCGGGACACCCCAUGGGCAAGUUCUGUUGGGGAAACGCGCAGACAUUGAAGCAGGAGCCAAAGAAGAACAAGAUCAAUGUUUAUAAGCGUCUGCGUGCCUUUUGGAAGAAGUACUACUCAGCCCACUACAUGACUCUGGCUGUGCAGUCAAAAGAGAAGCUGGACACUCUAGAGGAGUGGGUGAAGGAGAUCUUCAGCAAGGUGCCUAACAAUGAUCUGCCCAAGCCUGAGUUCUCUGAUCUACUGGAUCCUUUUGACACACCAGCAUUCUGCAAGCUCUACAGAGUUGUUCCUGUUGGGAAAGUUCAAGCUUUGAACAUCACCUGGGCUCUUCCCCCUCAGGAGAAACACUACAGGGUGAAGCCUCUCCACUACAUCUCGUGGCUGGUUGGCCAUGAAGGUACAGGGAGCAUACUGUCGGUUCUGAGGAAGAAGUGUUGGGCUCUGGCUUUGUAUGGAGGAAACAGUGAGACAGGCUUUGACCAAAACACCACCUAUUCCAUCUUCUCCAUCUCAAUCACACUCACUGACGAAGGAUUCCAAAACUUCUACCAGGUGACUCAUCUGGUUUUCCAGUAUCUGAAGAUGCUGCAGACACUUGGACCCCAGCAGAGAAUAUAUGAGGAGAUCCAGAGGAUCGAGGCGAAUGAGUUUCACUAUCAGGAGCAGAUUGACCCAAUAGAGUAUGUCGAGGACGUUUGUGAAAACAUGCAGCUGUUCCCUAAGGAGGACUUCCUGACUGGAGAUCAACUGAUGUUUGAGUACAAUCCAGAGGUGAUCGGUGCAGCCCUGUCCCUCCUGACUCCAGAGAGAGCUAACCUGAUGCUGCUGUCACCGGGACACGAGGGCCGGUGUCCCCUCAGGGAGAAGUGGUUUGGAACACAGUACAGCGUGGAGGAUAUAGAGCAGGAGUGGAUGCAGCGAUGGACGGUAAACAUGGAGCUGAGCAGUGAUCUCCACCUUCCUGCAGAGAACAAGUUCAUCGCCACUGACUUCACCCUGAAGCCGUCUGACUGCCCAGACUCCGACUUCCCUGUCCGCAUCGCCAGCAGCGACGAGGGCUGCCUAUGGUACAAGAAGGACAACAAGUUCAAAAUCCCUAAAGCCUACAUCAGAUUCCACCUAAUCUCUCCUGUAAUCCAACAGUCUGCUAAAAACAUCGUGCUGUUUGAUCUGCUCGUAACCAUUCUGGCCCACAACCUGGCAGAGCCGGCCUACGAGGCCGAAGUGGCUCAGUUGGAGCACAAGUUAGUGGCUAGCGAGCACGGCCUGAUCAUCAGGGUCAAAGGGUUCAACCACAAGCUGCCUCUGCUGUUCCACCUGAUAAUCGACCACUUGGCUGAUUUCUCUGCCUCGGCCGAUGUCUUCAGCAUGUUCACAGAGCAGCUCAAAAAAACCUACUUCAACAUCCUCAUUAAACCCGACAAACUGGGCAAGGACGUUCGUUUGUUGAUCCUGGAGCACUCUCGCUGGUCCAUGGUGGAGAAGUAUCAGGCCCUGACAGCCGGUUUGAGCAUGGAGGAGCUGAUGGAGUUCAGCCGGAGCUUCAGAGCCGAGCUGUUCGCCGAGGGGCUGGUGCAGGGGAACUUCAGCAGCGCUGAGUCGGUGCAGUUCCUGCAGUAUGUCACAGAGAAGUUGCAAUUCGCCAAGCUGCCAGCAGAGGUUCCGGUGAUGUUCAGAGUAGUGGAGAUUCCACCGAAACGCCACAUCUGUAAAGUUAAAACGCUCAAUAAGGGAGAUGCCAACUCUGAGGUCACCGUUUAUUACCAGUCGGGGCCCAAGAGCUUGAGGGAGCACACGCUGAUGGAGCUCCUGGUGAUGCACAUGGAGGAACCCUGCUUUGAUUUCCUCAGGACUAAAGAGACUCUGGGUUACCAUGUCUACCCCACCUGCAGAAACACCUCCGGUGUUCUGGGCUUCUCUGUCACCGUGGAAACACAGGCAACUAAAUUCAAUACCGAGCUGGUGGAGUUCAAGAUUGAGGAGUUCUUGGUUUCAUUUGGAGAGAAGCUCAACGCUUUGACAGAGGAGGCCUUUAACACUCAGGUGACUGCUUUAGUGAAGCUGAAAGAGUGUGAGGACACACACCUGGGGGAGGAGGUAGACAGGAACUGGACCGAGGUGGUCACACAGCAGUAUGUGUUUGACAGGCUCAACAGAGAGAUCGAUGCUCUGAAGCAAAUUAGCAGAACCGAGCUGGUGUCCUGGUUCCAGGAGCAUCGGGGACAAAACGCUAGACAACUCAGUGUCCACGUGGUGGGAUUUGGUGCUGAAGAGAGUGAAGAAGAAGGUGGUAAAAAUCAAGGAGAAGACAAAGAAGAGCUGAGUGACUCUACGUAUGGCGAGGUGUCCAAGCUCACCUUCCUCCCUGCUUCAUCCAAGAUGGCAGACGUCAUCUCAAUCAUGGACGUCCCUACUUUCACAGGAGGCCUGCCGCUCUUCCCCUACCACAAAAUACUCAAAUAACUGUUGGAAGUGGCUGAGCUCAGGGACUGCUGAGAGAUGCAGACUCUACAUUUAGUCCUGAUUCAGCAGCUUUUAGCCACAACAUGAGUGACGAUUGACUUUCGUUUUAAAUAGCAGUCAAUUCUGCUUCCUUAUAGAAGAGGAAAGCAGAGUAAACUCUUUCUGGGACUUUGGAAAUCAGUUGUGUUUCGAGAUGCUCUGAAGUGUGCUGAUUUGGAUGAGGUCAUUUUAGUCUAACUCUGUAAAGCAACUAAAACAUAAAAUACUGAAUUAUGUUGA